CUCAUGCUUCAUUAUAUUAUUAACUAAACGAGGUGAAACAGCGCGCAAUGAGCAAUGAUGCAACAAUAAGCAUUCUUGGCGUAGUUAGAGGCCACCCGCCUUCGCUUGUCUCUACUAUGUCCAAGCUCCAACCGCCGAACAUCUUUCUAUCUAAAUAUCUUCACUUCAAUCUGUCUCUUCUUCUAUCUACUAUGUACAGACCACAGACAGACAGACUGCACCCUCGAGCUCGCUCAACCGGACAUUAGCCGCCUGUGUUAUAUAUUCCUGUCGAUUUCCUUUUGCUCUUACUUAUUCUCAUGGGGCAGUGGCCUUUCAUCCCAAACCCUCUCAUGUCCAUGUAGCCAACCCGCCCUGCAGCACGCCGCUAUCCUUGAGUCUUUCUUUCUCAUACAAUGUCUGUCCCAUCGUUGGUCCACCUUGCGCGAAAGGCGUGCAUGAAGAUUAUAAAGAGGAUCGAUGAUAUCGGUUUGGCCCGCUAUGAUCUUAUCAGGCCAAUCCUCCAAAAGAUAGAGAACCCCGAACACCUGCGCGAGCUUGAACUGAAAUCGCCGCACCUCCUUGAGCAUGAUGCAGAGUUAUGGAUGGAGUUUAUCAAGCGUGAUGUUCCUGGAUACGAUAAACUCAUCCUCCCCGAGAACCCUGAAAGCUGGUACGAUGUCUACCACGAACUCCUCGAGAAAACCGCCAUGGAAGUCGAUAAAGAUGCAGAACGCAUGAAGCGUGCGCUACUUGGCCUCGAUUCCAAAAAGGCUAGACAUAGCUCCAAGGUGGUCGAUACGCAGAAAAUGCGACUGCCCAAGGAGAAACCAACCGCGAUCCAGCGAUACGCUUUUCUAGACAGGAAAAUGGGAGGCAUUGCUCCCGUGUUCGUCCCGGCCGCUCCAAAAGAAGGAGGCCGGGGAAUCACCCCGUACGACCAGACCCCGCGCUGGAAGUUUGAGACCCCCAAGAUACCACGGUCGGCUCCUGCGCCCAAGAAGUCCGCACUUCCCCUCGUAAAGAGGAAUCACCGACUCUGCAUCCCCACGCAUCGUCUGAACAGCAGCGCCUCGCAGGUUGUGAAUGCCCCUCGAUCGCUGAUCGAAGCUUACAAGCGCCCUAUUGAACAAAGUAUCCCGAGACCAACAACGAGAGAUUUACGCUCUUCUUCUUCUACUACUCCUACCAUUACUACACAAUCGACAACGACGACAACAAAAACAACCAACCUCAGUCUCCGCCCCUCCCCCCGAGAUCCGGGAUCAAACCAAUCAAAAACCCUCGUUCCCUCCUCAGCCUCGCCUACCACCCCCUCUCGCCCUUCACCCAUACGGAGACAUAACUCACUACCUACGAGAAGGGAGGAGCAAGCUUCUAUGUUUUCCGCAACUUCGCCAACGACUACAAAGACGACGGACACCCAUCAGGCCGGCGAUGAUAGCCAUACCUCAGCGGCCAAGCCCCCCCCUCCUCCUUCUUCUCCUCCUCUACCUCGCCCCGCUGUAAGAAAACGACCGGUUGCCGAAUACGUGCUCGUGAAGCCUAAGAAGAGACGGCUAUUCUAGCACCUAAUCAUUUUUAUAUAUCUCGACAAAACUGAGCGGCCUCACCUCAUCUCACCUAUCGGAGCCGCGCUUUCUUUACCAUUAUAUCCAUUUUAGAAAAUCUUCGGCGCAUAGGAUUGGACUACUACUGGGCAGGAACCGAACGAUCAUACACAUAAGUAUGAAAUAAAUGACAUGAUGAAAUACCUCUUAAUGAUACAUACACACAAACACACCGGACACUUUACUAUACCCAACAUGGGCGGGCAGAUAAUUUUUUUUUUCCCUUUUUCUUUCCUGAUCUUGGCGUAUGGGCACAGUGUUUUCGGGAUGGUGUGAAUUUCUAAAGCAUUCAUCCCCUAGACAUUCUAGAUAGACAUACAUGUCUGUACACUACAUAGCUAGCAGGAGCACAUCUAUGGGGUCUCGUCUUGAGGCCACGGGAGCUUGAAGGCUUGGUUGGCUGGCUGAUUGGUUGGAGUUUUGUUUUUUUUACCUUGGGCAUUGUGGGAGAUUUGUUGUUGUUUUUUCCCCUUUCUUUUCUGUUUUCUUAUCGUGUCCACCUUGCUAGUAAUUAUAUAUAUAUAUAUAUCUAUUUGCUUCAAAUUUUGUUUAUUUAUUGGAAAGUUGAUGAACAUACUGCUCUGCUUUCUUUUCUGCCCUUUGGCAUGUUACUUACUCUAUUUUUAUUUUUAUUUUUAUUUUUAUUUUUUUGGACAUUUU
Molecule: messenger RNA, 2249 nt
Organism: Blastomyces dermatitidis ER-3
Lineage: Eukaryota; Fungi; Ascomycota; Eurotiomycetes; Onygenales; Ajellomycetaceae
Product: RNA polymerase II transcription factor SIII subunit A
Exons: 3
Coding region: 396-1547 (383 amino acids)
Biological process (GO): transcription elongation by RNA polymerase II
Cellular component (GO): nucleus; elongin complex
Source: RefSeq, a predicted model, not a curated record